Molecule: messenger RNA, 3438 nt
Organism: Rotaria sp. Silwood2
Lineage: Eukaryota; Metazoa; Rotifera; Eurotatoria; Philodinida; Philodinidae
Source: the annotation of a GenBank genome assembly
AUGUGGUAUUUUUUCAUUUUGAUUAUAGGAUUUUUUCAACCUAUUCCUAUAUUAUCAUUAAAUGAAACAUGUUGGCCAACAGCAAAUAAUUUAACAUGUGUUUUAAAUGAUUUACUUUUUGGAUAUAAUAAAAUAUUGAGACCUAAUCAUACUGGAGAUCCAAUUCAUGUUCAAGUGUAUUUAAUGAUUAUUACUCUCGGACCUAUUGUCGAAUUAGAUAUGUCAUUUACAAUGAAUUUAUUCUUUCGUCAAAUUUGGACUGAUGAACGUCUUACAUUACCUAAUAAAAUAUCAAAUGUAGCUGUGUCAACAAAAUUACUUAGUGCAAUAUGGAAACCUGAUACAUAUUUUAUGAAUUCUCAUUCUGGUUAUCUUCAUACAACACCAACACUUAACCAUCUUUUACGUAUUCUUGAAAAUGGUCGAUUAUUAUAUUCAAGUCGAUUAACAAUUAAAUCUUAUUGUUCAAUGGUAUUACAAAGAUUUCCAUUAGAUGUUCAAACAUGUUCAUUAAUUUUAUCAAGUUAUGCUUAUGGAACACGUGAUGUUAUUUAUGAUUGGAAACUUGAUGAACAUAAUGGUGUCGAAUUAGAACGCUUAAAAUUAUCUCAAUUUGAUUUAUUUAAUUAUAAAAUUUCAAAAAGAGAAAUUCAACUAAAUGAACGAAAUCAUUCUGUACUUCAACUUGAUCUUCAAAUGCGUCGUAGUGUUGGUUAUUAUUUAUUACAAGGUUAUAUUCCAGCAUCUUUACUUGUCAUUUUAUCUUGGAUAUCAUUUUGGAUUGAUAGUGAAGCAACGGCCGAUCGAGUUUAUAUUGGUAUUACUUCUAUACUUAGUCUUACAACACUUGCACUUGAUAUUCGCUCACACAUUCCAGCUGUACCUUAUUUAACUGCUAUUGAUUAUUUUUUUAUAAUUUGCUAUUUAUUUUUACUUGCUUCAUUAAUUCAAUACACUGCUGUUCAUCGUUAUCUUGAAUAUGGUCAUUCAUUAACUAAUACACGUGCUAGUGAAGAUUUAUGUGAAUCAUCAAGACAACGAAAUAUGUCAAUUGCAUCUCGUUCGUCAAAUUUAUUUGCAUUAAGAUCUAGUCGUGUAGCAAAAGUUCGUUCAGCACAACAUGCCCGUCGUUCAACAUUGGCUGUUGUUGCCCAAGGUUUACUUUUUUUAACACGAAAAGCACCAUUGCAUAAACUUGAUCGUCUGGCACGCAUUGGAUUUCCAGUUUUAUUUAUUGUUUGAACGACAUCAACCUCUACAUCAACAACAACAACAACAGGAACGACAUCAACCUCUACAUCAACAACAACAACAACAACAGGAACGACAUCAACCUUUACAUCAACAACAACAACAACAACAGGAACGACAUCAACCUCUACAACAACAACAACAGGAACGACAUCAACCUCUACAUCAACAACAACAACAACAACAGGAACGACAUCAACCUCUACAUCAACAUCGACAACAAUAGCAACGAGUACUUUGGCGUCGACAACAACAACAACAGGAACCUCAUCAACCUCUACAUCAAGUACUUCGUCAUCAACGAGUACAAUGACGACAACGGCUACCACGGUUUAUACUCCUGAUGGUUGCAGAAAUUCAUCUCAAGUGGCGUUAGCUAAUGGAACGUGUAUUUCCUCUAAUAGUGGACAGGAAUUGUCAGCUGGAAUAUUAAAUAAUGGUAACGGUAGUUCAGUCGAUUUAGCCAAUGCUCUUUCACUCUAUAUAUCGUCAAGUGCUAGUUCGAAUUUAUCAAGCACCUCUAAUAGUACUGUCACGAUCAAUAAAAUUGAUGAGGUGCUUGAUAAACUCAAUAAUGUCAGUAUCACAGUGAAUUCAACGAACUCGUUUCUGUUUGCUCAAGAAUUGAACAAAACUAGUGACGAUAUUGUGUUGGGUGCUAGAUUUCAACGCGAGUCAGGUGGCCGACUCGUUACGAAUUCAACUGAACAAGAUGCAUUAAAUUCUCAGUUUUCCGCUGCUGCUAUAAUUUCUAAGGAAUCUCUAGAAAAUGUCACAUCUCUGAAAAUGUUUAUCAUUGAUAAACCAACCAUGUACAAAGAUGUCGACAAUUCAACGAAUAAGUCUCUGGCAUCAUCAUUAAUUGUCGGCUCAGUGACACGCAUUGGUUCUCGAUCAAAUGCAAUGAAUAUUUCUUUAUAUUUCAAAGUUUUACCAGAAUAUCAACCAAAUGUAAGUGCUGCAUAUCUAUGCUCAUUUUAUGACACCAAUAGUUCGCGUUGGGAUGAAACAGGUUGCAGUAAUCCUCGUUUUAACGAAAUAUUUGGUCGAUAUGAAUGUAAUUGUAAUCAUCUAACGUCUUUUGCUCUCAUUUGGCUACCACAAUCAUUAUUAGGAUCAUAUGGGCGGACUCUACGAGCAGCUGAUAUUGCAUCACUUGUAUUUCAAUCAGUGUCUGUUGUGUGCUUUUUAGUUAUUAUUAUUCAUGCUAUUUAUGUUCGAGUUUCUAAUCCAUUAAUGCAGUUUCAAGCCAAUAAUUUACUUCCACUAAUAUCAUGUGCGAGUACAACUAUUCUUUUUGUAUUCUAUAUUGCACUUGGGAUGACAGUAUAUACUAAAACAACAUCUGAAAAAGAAACGAAAUGCUUCUUAAGUUCAAGUGUAUUGAUGUUUUUCGUUUAUUUCUUUUUAAUUUUCAUGUUUUGUACCAAAACAAGUAUCGGUUAUUUUAAUUAUCUUCGGUUUGUGCAUCUCUUCCCACAACCAUCAUUGCGUCGACUAUUCAUUCUACUUCUAAUUUCAUUUUUUUUCUCGAUAACUUGGGUUUCUUUUGCAGCUGGGUUUAAUUCUAAUUCAUCGUUCAGUGUUACCCAAUUAUAUCCAUACAGACUUUGCUGGUUUACUCGGAAUGUUGUCUAUUAUUUUAUGACAAUACCAAUUUGUUUAUUUCUACUAGCGAAUUUCAUCACAAUCAUUUUUGUCGCUCAACAUAUUAUUAAUCAUGUUCGAAAUGCUACAUCUCCACAUCAAACAUAUGAACGAAUGAAACGAUGCAUUCUGGUUUUACUAUCAUCGUGUGUUACACAAGGUGUUGGAUGGCUAUUUGGUCCAUUUAUUUCAUUUGUUAGUCCAACAGCUGGGGAGGUUUUAGAAUGGUUUUUUAUCGUAUUCAAUGGAUUAGAAGGUGUUUGGUCUGUACUUCUCUAUCUUAUAAUUCGAUCACAACGAAUAGAUGAACAAAAACGUGUUACAGCUGCUGUUGAAAUUACGAGAUCAUCUAGUAUCAGAGCUAGCAGAUAUGAGAGACGGUCUGACAGGGAAGAUCGGAGACGAAGUAGUGCUAGAAUAAGAGAAGUGGAAGUUGUACAACGAAAUGUGCCUAGAAAAUCAGCAGAUGUAUCCAAUGAUCUAAGUGAUCGUAUAAGUAUUGAUUUACCAGUAAAUGAAAAGGAUAUUUCAUUAUUGUAA